Messenger RNA from Rhipicephalus sanguineus (brown dog tick), 441 nucleotides. RefSeq lists its product as uncharacterized. The transcript has 3 exons. The annotation marks the transcript as partial. Lineage: Eukaryota; Metazoa; Arthropoda; Arachnida; Ixodida; Ixodidae. The record is from RefSeq and is a predicted model, not a curated record.
CUGUCUACGAGCUGAAUCUCUCUCGCUUUACUAUUGCAGAAAGACGCCAUGGAAAACGAGGACAUCACUGUUCACGGACAAGCCACAACGGUGACAGCGGUCAGGAACGCGGCGUCCAAUCUCCGCGUCCAGCUCGAGCAACUUGCGGAUCACAUCAUGGGCAACCUCGGCUUUCCGCGAGCUCUGUUCAACGCCAUGCGGGAGGAUUACCUCGCACUCUUCCACGAGGUUUUAACGGAACGGCCGCACCCCAACAUCAAUCUUGACUACCGUCGGAGAAGGGCGCGGCGCGUCCACAACUUGUGCCUCCAGUUCCUGAAUCUCCGACGGGCGAUCAACGCCGCUGUCCAGAAUGGCCAACCUGUGGCUCAGGUGGACAGAGAGCACCUCGCAGAGCUCCGGGACAACAUCGCAUUCUACAGUGAAAACGUGCACCCAGAG